Monopterus albus (swamp eel) is the source of this 3847-nucleotide messenger RNA. RefSeq lists its product as uncharacterized. The record is from RefSeq and is a predicted model, not a curated record. Bases 1 to 2868 code for a protein of 955 amino acids. Lineage: Eukaryota; Metazoa; Chordata; Actinopteri; Synbranchiformes; Synbranchidae. The transcript has 8 exons.
AUGCUCCAGCAGAAUAACAACAAUAACUACCCCUGCCUAAAUGUGUCAGGCUCUACUCGGGAGAAAUUCCAGAAAUGCUCCAGAUCCACGCUGUCCUUCCCCAGCAGGCUGGAGCUGGGCCUGGGAGACCUACCACUGAUCCGGGGGCUCCGAGCCUGGGCCCUGUGCUCUAAGAAUCGCCGGAAGGCUGGUGGUCUGCUGGGAGGAAGACCAGCCCCCACAGCUCCUGCUGCAGGACGCAGAAAUUCGACUUCCUGUCCCAAACCUGCAGAUGUGUACCUGAAUGGGGAGUGGGGUUGCAUGGAGUAUGGACUUCCCCUGGGGUUGGAUGCCAAGCAAGCUGGGAUCCGAGCUUUGGUAACGAUUGCCACCCUGAAGACCUCUGAGGGCAGUGGGAAGCCCCAGACUCAAUGCCUCUUUCUCCGGACUGAGAAAGGGAGCUGUUCGUACUCCACAGCUAAGCCUGGUUCUGGUGUGACUACCAUUCCAGCCUCAAGUGAUGUUGGAGGAUGGCUAAGGUGGAAGACUGUAGGAGGAGGAAGCAAAGACACCCCAGCCGGGAGGAGGGACAAUGGGCCAACCCUUCCGGCACAGACUGGAGCAAACCGGGUUAGAGUGCGAUCGGGCCGGAGAUGGAGGAAGUCUGGUAAUGCAGCAGGUUAUGAAAAACCAACCGUAAGCAGAGAGAGGCAACAGAGGAGUGGGGGGGAUCCAGCUGGAGAAAACACCCUGAAAGAAAGACAGGAAGAGCAAGACAAAGGAGUUUUGGACAGUACACAGUUUCCUAACCCACAGAAGGAUAGCAAGAGAGCCCAACAGGAAGACAACGGAGCUUACAGAAGUUCCACAUGCUGCCACAGUGCUUUGUCUAAAACCUGCACUCAGUGUGGGAGGGGGAGCCAGGGAAGGGGAAGGCAGGAGGAGCACGAGGGAGGGGAAAUUCAGAGAAGCGGCACCCCACUGAGCAUGAACACUGAAGUGAAGGGAAUGAAGAAGAGGCAAACGAAUGAGGAGGAGGAGAAGGAAGGGCUCUGUGAGUCAUCGAACCCUGAACUAGAAUCUAACUGCUUUCACCUGGAAACCUUGAGCGGUUCUGAUGUUGUUGGGAUUAGAGAAGCCAAGAGCAACGAGGAGCUGAAGGCCCAAACCUCUUACGGCAAGGGCGGCUAUUCAGAGAAAGAGCCGGAUACAAACAAUGAUCAAAUCAAGCAAUGGAGCGUGCUGAUGUUUGUGGCCGGACCAUAUGAGGACAUCUCUGCCUCCACCUGCCCUGCCUGCCCCUGCACUGCAUUCAUUCCUGGGUCCUCUGCUCCUGUAGAGGGCAGCAUCUGCACUGCUGAACAUGAGGCUUGUUGGGGUCAGCAAAAGCAAGGGAGCAACCAAGAAGAGCACUGUCAACAAGGGGAGGCAGACCCUUGGAUCACAGGUGAAGAAGAACCGGAUGUUAGUAGAUAUGAGGCCCAGGAACCAAACUUUGCAGCUGACAAUAGUAACACUGCGAAUGAGGAGUUAAAUAAAAAGAAAAGAUCUCAGUUUUUCUUUAAAAAUGGGGGAGACAAAGGAGGAGAUACCUCCAUCUGUGAGACAGAAAACAGCAGCUAUUGUAGGACAGCUGAGUCUGAUCAGGAAGCCACUACAGGGGAUGGACUAGAUCCUGAAGCUGGGGAGUUUUGGAGGAGGGAGUGCACCUGCAGCAAGCUGGACGAUGGCAGCGUUAAAGUUGAUAACAACAGAGAUCAACACACUGAAGAUGAGAUGAAUGUUAGUGCCAUACAGGAGGGUGAUUAUAAAGAAGUAAAGAGAAGCUGUUCGCCAAGAGGAGACUGGAGGUUGCAGGAGUCUGCAGACGAAUACAGGAAGAGGAAGAAAGAGGAUGCAGACACCUGUGGUCAAACCAGCAUCACUGGUGUUAAAGCAAUUGGAAAGACCAGCACUAACGCCACUAAUGUCGCCUGUGCUGAUCUCUCCACCUCUCCUGUCCUUUCUCUGCAUAAUCCUGCCCCCUCUCUGCUGCCCCUGGGAUCCAUGGCAACUGGACUACCUUGUCUGGUGGUGGAGGAGGUGGGCGACAGUGAGGAGGUCAGAGUGACUGCAAGGGACAGAGAAGGAGGUGAGGGAGAAAUGAGAAACCACUGGCGAGAGCUGGAGGAGCAGGACAAGGAGGAUAGAGGCUCCGCCGUGGCCACUGAAGAGGGGAGCGAGGAGGAGGAAGACAGGGACGAAGAUGAGUUUGGAGAGUUCAUGCAGUCGGAGGAAGAGCCAGCAUGGAUUGAGGGCUUCACCAUGUCUGCCUCAGUGCCUUGUGGGAGCAGAGAGCCCAGUGCAGCGGGAAGCACCGAGGAGUCGGCCCACUGGACACCAGGCUGGACGGACAGCUCGUUCCGCCAGUCAGACGACACCUGGGCAGCCUUUCCUCAGGAUUGGUCAGAUGAGAGUCAAGAUGUGGGACAGUGGUGGCAAACCAGCGCUGUAGAAGAGAGGAGAGACAGACCCUCGGCCAAUCCGAAUCUGGCAGCCGUCUUUGCUGAAGCCUUCCCCUCUCUGCCUGGUGACACCUGUGACCUCGAUACUGUUCCCACCCUGAGCCAGCUCCUCACGGGCAGAGUCAGCCAGGACCAGGGGCUGUUGGACAGUUUCCAUGACUUGAACAAAAUGAUUGGCCAGAGUUACAAAAGAGCCAAUGACGUGUCUCGCAACCUGCUGCUGAAGACGUUGCACCCGCAGCGACCGCACACUGAAAGCAGACUUGCUCCCUGGACAGCCAAUCCCCGUCUCUCCCCUGGCCUCCCCUUGGCCAAUCAGCACGCUCAGAAUGCUGCCGCUAAGCGACGCCUGUCGUACGACUGCAACAGAAACAUCAUGGAGUAACUCAGCUGGCUCCAGUUGGACUGUGAUUCAUGGGCCAAAGAGCUGCAGCAGGGCCGGACACUUGGGCCACACGAGGACUAUCUGCAGGUCGGACGUUGACCGACCCUGUGACUCUUUGCGCCCCUGCUUAUUUAAGUCUGAACUGGUGAGAGGACAUAACCUAGUCGAAAACAGAGCAGUUCUCUCCAUGUGUAGAAGUCGUCUCCUCCAGCUCCUGUUGAUGAAUACUGGGGGAGUGUUUCCAUUAACGUGCCACUUUGUGCACUAUCACCUCCCAUUUUGAGUUUCCUAGUACCAGCAGGCUGUCAGAAAUCGAUCGGAGCGUGAUGACCCGCAGUUACAAGGUGCUCGCCACUGCGUCGGAGCAAGAAUCAAGUCCACCUUGAUAUUUUCCUUUCUGCCAUAUUAUCUGUUAUCAAUUUUAGUUGUACUUGAAUAGAAAUAUUUCUCUGCUGUUUAGGUAGAAUUUGUCUCACUAGUAAAAUCACUGAGUUAAAUUUCAAUGGGUUGAGCCAAAAAAUAGACUUGCAAGGAAAAAGUCAGAAAUGAACUUAAAAUAAAUUUCACAUCAUUUCUGCAUUCAUCUACAACCAUGACACAGGCUGUUGGGUGCUCAUCAUGCUGGGUGACUAGCUUCUCUAUACUGAUAUAGGUGAAUAUGGCUAGUUUGAAGUUUUGCGGAUAUAUUUUCUUCCACUUCUUCUGUUAUUCUUUGCAAAAAAUGUUUCUUAUAUUAAAGUUAAUUAUCCCUGAAGGGCAGUUUGUCUUAACAGCCACAUUAAUUCACCCAUGGUAAAUGGUCCAAUACUUGUACAGCACCUCUCACAUUCACACACCGUGACAUCACAGGGAGCAACAGUGUCUUGCUCAAGGACACUUUGACUGGAUAAGCCGGGAAUCAAACCACUAACUUUCCACUUAGGAGACGACCAUCUCUACCUCCUGAGCCACAGCCGCCCCGACAGUACACAAUAAACAC